Uncinocarpus reesii 1704 is the source of this 945-nucleotide messenger RNA. RefSeq lists its product as uncharacterized. NCBI's taxonomy places the organism in Eukaryota, Fungi, Ascomycota, Eurotiomycetes, Onygenales, Onygenaceae. Gene Ontology annotation, cellular component: membrane. The record is from RefSeq and is a predicted model, not a curated record. The transcript has a single exon. The coding region runs from base 1 to 945 and encodes 314 amino acids. Gene Ontology annotation, molecular function: signaling receptor activity.
AUGUCAGUUGUGCAGCGCCGACAGGUUUCCGUCCAAACUGAGGUGGAAGAAGCAACAGAUGGGACGACUAAUACAGCCCGCAUCGUGAAAACCACCAUCAGGACCAUUCACUGGGACGACCUGCCGCACUGGCUGCGUGAUAACCAACACAUCCACGCGGGCUACCGGCCAGCCUCGAAAUCUUUUGUGAAGAGCUUCAAAUCGCUCGCCUACAUCCACAAUGAGACCGUGAACAUCUACUCCCACCUCCUCCCGGCCCUCCUGUCCGUUCCCCUCUCCAUCGCAAUAUACAGAGCGAUCUCUCCCCGGUAUGAGACCGCAAGCCAUGCAGAUAUAACAGCCUUUGGCUGCUUCUUUGCCGGCGCGGCAUUCUGUCUUGGAAUGAGCUCCCUGUACCACACCAUAUCCAACCACUCUCCGCUGGUGGCGUACAUCGGCAACGCAUGCGACUAUGUCGGUAUCGUGGGCCUUAUCGCCGGUAGCUUCGUCCCCAGUGUAUACUACGGGUUUUACUGCAUGCCAAAUCUGCAAGUGCUGUAUUGGUCGAUGAUCUGUUUGCUAGGUCUCGGUUGCGCGACCGUCUCCACGAUACCCCGUUUCCGAACACCCGCCUGGCGACCGUUUCGAGCGACGAUGUUUGUGUCGAUGGGCCUCUCCGCUGUGUUCCCCGUUAUACAUGGUCUGGUUAUUUUUGGAUUCGCGCAGAUGCGACGGCAAAUUGGACUUUGGUGGCUACUGCUCCAGGGAUUCCUGUAUAUUCUUGGUGCGGCUAUCUAUGCGGCACGGGUUCCGGAGCGGCUGUGGCCCGGGAAGUUCGAUAUUGUGGGGCAUUCGCACCAGGUGUUCCAUCUACUCGUGGUGCUCGCUGCCUGUGCACAUUUAACGGGAUUGCUCGAGGCAUUCGAUUAUCGGCAUAGUGGUGUUGCGCCGGCUUGCGCUGGAUAG